AUGGAUUUUCAUUCUAUUAUGGGUCGAGUAUCGACUAUUAUGACAGGCAAACGAAAUGAUGAUGUUAUAGCAGAUAGACUUAACUAUCGAUAUUCUGUUGCAAUUUUAGUUGGCUUUGCAAUUCUUAAUAUGAAUCGUCUUUAUACGGAUCAAAUCAAAUGUUGGGUACCCGCAUUUUUUACACCAAAUUAUGAUGAAUAUGUUCGAUCUGUAUGUUUUGUACAAAAUACUUAUUAUGUUCAUCAUACAGAAAAAACACCUAGAUCAUAUGAUAUUAAAAAACAAAAUGAAUUAUUAUAUUAUCAAUGGAUUCCAUUUGUUUUAUUAGUUAAAGCAUUUAUAUUUUAUAUUCCACGUUUAUCAUGGAAUACAUUUGGAUUAAAAAGUGGUAUACAAAUAGGUGAUUUGAUUGAAUCAUCAUUUGAUUAUAAACAACCAACAACAGAUUCUUCACAUCGUCAAAUGUGUCUUGAUUUUGUUGUUGAUAGUAUUGAUCAAUAUUGUCUUGAUCGUCGACAUAAAAAUGAUGAACGUAGUCAUAUAAAUAUAUUUCAACGAAGUUUUAUGACAAUUUGUUGUUUAACAGGAAAAUAUCUUGGCAAUUAUUUUGUUAUUUUAUAUAUGACAACAAAACUAAUGUAUAUAGGUGUAUCAAUCUUUCAAAUAUAUCUUCUAAGUAUAAUGUUAGGUUCAAAUUUUGCAUUCUAUGGUAUACAAGUCGUUGAUCGUUUUUUUCGAGGUAUUCAUUGGGAUACAGAAUCACGUUUAUUUCCAAAAACAACAUUAUGUGAUUUUACAAUACGUGAAUUUGGACAUCCAAAAUUAUCUCAUGAAUAUACAGUUCCAUGUGUUUUACCAUUAAAUUUAUUUAAUCAACAAAUGUUUACAUUUCUUUAUUUUUGGUAUGUUCUUGUUAUUUCACUUAAUAUUUGUGAUUUUUUCCUAUGGUUACAAGCAUUUACAUUACGAAAUCGUAUUGAUUUUAUUCGUAAACGUCUUCAUUCAAAAAAAUAUCCACUUAUAAAUGAUAUUAAUAAUGAAAUGAAAUUUCAAACAUUUACAAUUGAUUAUCUUGAAUCUGAUGGAUUUUUUAUUUUAUCAUUAAUUAAAGAAAAUAGUUCAGAUUAUGUUAUGACAGAAGUUAUUCAUCGUUUAUAUAUAGAAAGAUUUCUUCCAAAAUAUCUUCGUGAAAGAAAAACAUCAACUAUUUAUGAUGAUAUUGAUAUUCAACGUAAACGAUCUCAUCUUUGUUCAUUAAUUUGUUAA
Molecule: messenger RNA, 1266 nt
Organism: Adineta steineri
Lineage: Eukaryota; Metazoa; Rotifera; Eurotatoria; Adinetida; Adinetidae
Source: the annotation of a GenBank genome assembly